Durio zibethinus is the source of this 3558-nucleotide messenger RNA. The record is from RefSeq and is a predicted model, not a curated record. NCBI's taxonomy places the organism in Eukaryota, Viridiplantae, Streptophyta, Magnoliopsida, Malvales, Malvaceae.
UUUAGCCUUAAAUUCAUGUAUUUUCUUUAUUUUUCCUACAUUUUCUUUGCAACCAAAUAGAUGAAAACUUCAUUUCUUUUGUUUUUUGAAUUUGGGAGAUGGAAUCAUUUAAAUUUGCUUUUUAUUUUUGGUAAUCCUAGAUUUUCACUUAAUAUAUGUCACUAUCAUUUUUUUUUAUACUUGCAUUAGCUUAAACCAUAUUUGGAAAUAUUUGUGCCAAGAAGAGACGACUUUUUGGAUGGUUGGUUUUGGCUUUGUGUUUUAUGGAUCAAAUAGAAUUUUCACUAAACGGUCUCAGCUUGUCACUGAAGAUUCUUAUUUGUGAACAAGUGUUGAAAUUUUUGUAAUGCUCAUGAGUCAUGACCUUAUUUCUUGCUUGGUAUUAACCUUGUUAUUCUUCUCUGUUACUAUUUAUGAUUCAGGUUUUAGUGGUCAGAACGAAACAGUUGUCACUUCCGUUCUGAAAUGCUGACAAGCUGGAGUGUUGAGUUCUAAAUGUGGCCUGCAUUUUGCUUCCUGGUUGAAUAUAAUUAUGACCUUUCUCUGUCAAGGUGCUUGGGGAGCCUCAAUAGGAUAUCUGAGUAUGGUGAAUUCAAGCUCUAUUAGUUCAGUUUGGUGAAUUUGUUGAGAUAUUGCUGUCUUAUUUCGAGAUGGUGCUGCCUGGGCCACCAAGUGGUGGUGCUCAGUCUGUUUUGCCAGCACUUACGCGAUCAAAUUCUGCUAUUUUGGGAUCUCAAGGUUCAAUGCCUCAGCAAGGAACAUUUUCAUCACUUGUCUCCCCAAGAGCUCAGUAUAGCAUGAAUUUACUCGAAAGCACAGCGAACAUUUCAUCACUCCUGAAUCAGACUUUUGGCAAUGGGGGUUCAAACUCUGGCCUAUCUGGUGUGAGUGGUUUCCAGCGGGGAGGUUUUGAUGCCACAGCUGAGUCUAAUCCUCUCACUGCUGUGGCAAAUGAGAUUGGUUUUAAUGUACCUCCAUCAUUCGCACCAUCAGAUGCUGCAAAUUCUGGGUCAUCAUGCCAACUUCAGAAUCAGCAAAUUGCAAACUCUGCUGGAAACCCUGCACUAUUGGAUCUACAGCAAUCUCAAGUUCAACAAUUUGAGCCACAAAAGUUUCAGCAUGGUCAGCAGUCGAUGCAACAAUUCCCUCUUUCCCACAGUCAAUCGCAGCAGCAGCAGCAAUUUCAAUCAAUCCGAGGAGGGUUAGGGGGCACAGGUGCUGUCAAGUUGGAGCCUCAGACUAUGAAUGAUCAGGUUGGUCCCCAGCAACAGUUGCAGUCAUUUCGAAAUAUUGGACCAGUGAAGCUAGAGCCUCAACAGAACCAAAUUGGAAGAGGCAUAGGACCUGUAAAAUUGGAACGUCAACAGUCUGAUCAAGCAAUGCUUUUGCAGCAGCAGCAGCAGCAGUUCCUUCAAUUAACCAGGCACUCUUCUGAAGCACCUGUUGCACGGAUGAACUUUUUGCAACAACAGCGUAUUUUGCAGAUGCAACAUCAGCAACAACUGUUGAAAUCACUUCCUCAGCAAAGACCUCAACUACAGCCACAGUUUCAGCAGCAGCACUUGUCUGUUCGAUCUGCUGUUAGACCAGCUUAUGAACCAGGAACUUGUGCUCGGCGUCUGACCCAAUACAUAUAUCAGCAACAGUGCAGACCUGAUGAUAACAAUAUUGAAUUCUGGCAGAAAUUUGUUGCUGAAUUUUUUGCUCCUAAUGCAAAGAAAACAUGGUGUGUUUCAUUAUAUGGAAAUAAUCGGCAAAGUAAUGGUGUGUUUCCUCAGCUUUUGCAGGAUAUAUGGCACUGUGAAUUAUGCAAUCGCAAGCCUGGCCGUGGUUUUGGAACAACUGUUGAGGUUCUGCCCAGGCUAUUUAAAAUCAAAUAUGACAGUGGUACUUUGGAGGAGCUUCUUUAUGUUGAUAUGCCUCAUGAAUAUCAUAAUGCUAAAGGUCAAAUUGUUCUUGACUACGCUAAAGCAAUAGAAGAGAGUGUUUUUGAGCAUCUUCGUGUGGUACGGGAUGGUCAACUUCAUCUUGUUUUCUCUCCAGAUCUAAAGAUUUGCUCUUGGGAGUUUUGUGUACGACAUCAUGAGGAGCUUAUCCCUCGAAGAUUGAUAAUACCUCAGGUAAGUCAACUUGGAGCUGCUGCGCAGAAGUACCAAGCAUCAGCACUGAAUGCAUCAUCCAACUUAUCUGCACCAGACUUACAGAGUAACUGUAACAUGUUAGUUGCAUCUGCUCUUCAGUUUGCAAAAGCCUUGGAUGUUCCUUUAGUCAAUGACUUGGGGUAUACAAAGAGAUAUGUACGGUGCCUUCAGAUAUCAGAGGUUGUUAAUAGCAUGAAGGAUUUGAUUGAUUAUAGCAAAGAGUCAGGGAUGGGACCCAUGGAAAGUCUGGCCAAGCUCCCAAGGAGUUCCCCAGUCUCCAUGCAGCAUAAUUCAGCUCAGCAACCUGAGGAACAGCGGCAAAUUACUGGAGAAAAUGCAAACAAUGAUCCUCAUUCAAUACAGUCAACUGUUCUGCAGCCUUCUGCAAGCAAUGGUGUUGCUAGUGUAAACUACUCCCACGGUGCAACAUCAACUUCUAUAUCUGCUACGAGCAUCAUUGGGCUUCUCCGACAGAAUUCCAUGAAUUCUAGAAUUGAAAGUCAUAUGAACAAUCGGAGCAGUCCCUAUGCUAGAACCCCAGUUCAGAUCCCAACUGCAGGGUCCUCUACGACUUUGCCAUCCACUCAACCAAAUCACUCUUCACCCUUCUCAUCUCCAACGCCAUCCUCAUCAAAUUUGCCUCCCCAAAGUUCUCAUAAUGCCCUGGCUCCUUCAACCACUGCAAAACAUGUCAAUUUUGCAAAUUCAUCUGUGCAAAUUCCACCACAGCAGUCAUCUCAGUCAAGUGAAGUUGACCCUAAUGAUUCUCAGAGCUCUGUUGAAAAAAUCAUUCAGGAAAUAAUGAUUUCAUCACAGGUCAGUGAAGCAGGUAACACGGUCAGUGUUGGUUCUAUGGGGAAUAACUUAAUGAACAAUAAUGGGCUUCCACAGGUGAGUCGCAGCUGCCUGAUGGGGAAUGGGUUCGUUGAUAACAAUUCAGGCAUUGCAGGUGGAGGAUUUGGGAACUUGAGUGGCGGCAUUGGUCUUUCUCCCAAUCCAUGUGGUAUGAGAUCUACCAUGGGGAACAACCCUAUGAAUUUCACUGGGAGGGUGAGCAUGCCAAUGAUGCGUCAAGAAACUGUGAACCAUCAACAAGAAUUAGCUAAUAGAUUACUGAAUGGGCUUGGAGCAGUAAAUGGCUUUAACAACUUUCAAUUUGAUUGGAAAUCCCCCUAAAUUAGUUUUGUGGACUACUCUUUUAUGAAUUUGCUAAGGUUUGUGGUGGUAAUACAGAGUGCUUCUGCCACGUAUACUCCUGGUUUGAUUUGAGUUUGGAGUGGUCAUUGCAUGGUGGAGGAUUUCAUCGACCAGCUAUUGAUUAUAGAGAGAAGGAUAACAUCUAACUUAGCCUUGGCAGGUGAAUGGUGAAUUGUUUACAUUUUCUUUUGAGUCCUUCCCCCCACCCCCGCUGUCUAGA